Punctularia strigosozonata HHB-11173 SS5 is the source of this 1952-nucleotide messenger RNA. RefSeq lists its product as uncharacterized. The coding region runs from base 41 to 1852 and encodes 603 amino acids. Gene Ontology annotation, cellular component: nuclear origin of replication recognition complex; nuclear pre-replicative complex; DNA replication preinitiation complex. Gene Ontology annotation, molecular function: DNA replication origin binding. Lineage: Eukaryota; Fungi; Basidiomycota; Agaricomycetes; Corticiales; Punctulariaceae. The record is from RefSeq and is a predicted model, not a curated record. The transcript is spliced from 8 exons. Gene Ontology annotation, biological process: DNA replication; DNA replication initiation.
CUUACUGAUUGCUUGGUAUGGUGAGGUCGUACGGUCACGCAUGCAUCUCACGGACGAGGAGUCGCAUAAUUCCCGACUUGUUGUUUUCGUACACGAAUUCGAGGCCAUCGAUGCGCAAGUCAUGUCAGACAUGUGGGAGGUUUGCUCAAUGCAUGUAUCGGAGUUGCCGUUUGUUUUUGUAUUAUGUCUAUCUGUUCCACCGCCGGACGCAGGUGUCACCAGCAUAGCAAUGUCCUUACAAGACACGUCGAUCCUGACGACGCCAUGGUACCUGUCGAGACACUAUCCUCGAUCUGCCCUCGCACUCCUGCGCGUGCGCACGUUCACUGUUCCAAGUGGCCAACCAAUCACCGAGGACAUUGUACUGAAGACGUUCUACGAUCCAGCUUUCGCUCCUACACUUACGCCCGGCUCAGGAGUGCUAGACUCCAUUCUCGAGCACAUCUCGCGAACCGACUCCGGUUGGGUAACGGCUUCAACAGGCUUUCAGCUUGCACACAUGAAGCACUUUGAAGUCGAACCACUCAGCUUUUUUGCGCUUGGCAUGUUUGAGGGGAAACCGCUACGGCAGUGUAUCGAAGACAUGUUGUCCACGGGCGUACACUCGCACACCUUGGAGGAGAUGCUUCGCACCCUCAGGGAGCGUCUGUCAGCAUCGACUAGUCGCGAGGUCAUUUCAAACUCGGAGAGUCGACGGCGUGCUGAGGUUGUUGCUAUGAAGGGCGUGGAAGACCUUGCAAGCCUUCUCGACGCUGUUGACGAAGCACGGCGCACCUUCCAUACGCGAGCUCGAUCAUUCAAGAUGGCAUUCCAGCUCUUGCUCCGUGUCCGGGAGUGGAUGCUUGCGCAUGGGUAUCGGAGUGCCGAUCCUGCUGCCUCGCAGGCACAGGCAAACAGUGAUGAACAUGGGGCUCCUGUCCUCAAACUUUUGCUAAGGAUUACGAAAGGAGAGGCAAGUAGAGACAUCCGGUGGUUGGGUAUGAUGAUCAAAAAAUUGUCCGCUGUGCAAACUCAUUCAUUGCUGAGCAGCCUUCGAGAACUCGAGGAGGUUGUCUCUCCCGAUUCUUCCGACGUCGGAUGGGCACAGACGCGCAUAGCAACGUACCUGGAGAAUCUAUCCAAGUUACUCGCAACACAAUCCGAAGGAUUCAACAAUGGGGGGGAGCAUAAUCCUUUCGUUGGAGAAGGAGAGUCGUCUCAUGCUUGCCAAACAUCCAGGGAGUUCGGAGAAUGGUUCGUCGAGUGGGCGCAGGAACAGCUGACUCCGCUGGAUAAGUGUACGCUGUGGGAAAUAUGGUAUACGGGCUCUGCACCCUUCCCCGUUGAAAUGCUCAAUCCAGCACCCCGGAAAGCCGUCGUCUCUGCACUAUAUCACCCGGUUGGGUAUAUCGGGAUUGCCCAGCAGCCUGAUGCGCCAUCAGAUGUUGCAAAACACAACAAAAAUGUUCGAAUCUGGGAGCUACCGGACACCAGUAUUCUCUUCAGAGGGUACCUUGAAGCCGGCAGGAUGAUCAAUGUGUACGAUUGGUACGAAUCGUUCGCCGUCGUCCUGGAGCAACAAAGAGACAUGCAAAUACGGUUAGUGGAGGUACAGCAGUGUACUGAUCGGGGCGCUGGUAGUCGUAGGUCCAUCCGCAAGGGAAAGAUGAGCACAGCUGGUCGACGAUCACGCGAUGAUGGCGGCCAAAUCAGCGCUCGUCACAAGGAGGAGAUGGAGGAGGAGAUAUGGAAGAUGGAGAUUCGGGCGCGUUUCAUGCGCGCGUUGCAUGAACUGGACCGCCUCGGCCUAAUCAAGCACACUGGGCGCAAGGCUGAUCAUGUCAUUAAAACGGUAUACGACCAACUGGAGUAGUAUAUACAUAUCAGAGAACGGAGCGGCUCGACGCGACUGCGCUUUAGCAGGACUUGCUUCCGAAGUAAACGGAAGACGGGAUGAAGCCUCUUCCGCUCGU